Molecule: messenger RNA, 834 nt
Organism: Trematomus bernacchii (emerald rockcod)
Lineage: Eukaryota; Metazoa; Chordata; Actinopteri; Perciformes; Nototheniidae
Gene: dnaaf6
Product: dynein axonemal assembly factor 6
Exons: 6
Coding region: 160-741 (193 amino acids)
Biological process (GO): flagellated sperm motility; axonemal dynein complex assembly
Cellular component (GO): cytoplasm
Molecular function (GO): dynein intermediate chain binding; protein-folding chaperone binding
Source: RefSeq, a predicted model, not a curated record
ACAGUCCACACGAUUACUAAUGGGAAAAGCUAAAUUUACAUAUUCAACUCUUUUUUUAAGGAUAUUUCUUAAACUAUUUGACCUGUUUCUGUUUCGAGGGAGUGGUCGUGCCUUUUUUCUAAGAAACAAUAAGCCAAAAGUAACUUGUUUUUCUUCUGAAUGGAGUUUGCUGGAGCAUCAUCGCUGCAGCACCUACAGGCUCUGUCCAGCUUGUUAUCAAACCAGCAGGAGGAUGAAGAUGAUGAAGACUGUAAAAAUAUCAACGCUUGUGCCCGGCUUGGUCCUGGACAAGUUGGUCCCCCAUCCAAAACAGAUGAAGAAGUGUCUACUGCCUAUGUGAAGAAGAACAGCAAAGAUAUCUGGAGCGAGGAAGAGGUGGCUGAGGGCUGCCAGUAUGAAGACGAUAAUGACCCGCGCCCACAGCCUGAGUAUGAAAUAAUCCUGAAGCAGAGUGUCGGAACAGAGGAUAUCUUCCUUGGCUUGAAUGGAAAAAACCCAUCCUCCAUGUGCUGUGAAUCAAUGCUGGUGAAAAUCAAACUACCAGACACUAAAGCAACAGAUGUGGUCCUGGAUGUAAAAGAGAAGUUCCUUGAUCUGCGGACACUUAAAUAUAAACUCGGUCUUCAUCUCCCACAUCCGAUCCACAGCCACGAGGGAAAGGCUCAGUUCUUCAGUGAGAGGGAGGAACUGGAGGUGACUCUACUGAUCAAACGACCCAUGGAUUUUAUCAACAUGCCUUAAGAACGAGUGACUACAGCCAACACGUAUUUGAGAGACGUAAAGAAGAUUGAUGUAUAUUUUAAUGCUGUUUUCUACAUAUGUCUCCUUUUAUUC